AUGGGACUCGAACAGCAAUCCUAUGUGCUAGGAAAAUGGUACUAUGCAGCGGAGCGCACGUCGGACAACGGUGACCGUCUGGUCGACUUGUGCGAACAGACGGGUCUCAUCAUCGCUUCCACGUUUAAGAGGAAUCAUCGACGCCAUCAGCUCACGUGGCAGAGGUCAACCCUUUUAACGCCUGAAGAGCAGCGCAAGCGGAAGAUGAGGACUCUUGAACUUCAGCUCGACUACGUUCUGACGAGGAACAUUCCUCAGUCAGAUAUCCGAAAAUCUAGAGCUGUUUGGGACGUCGCGUUCGACUCUGACCACCGUCCAGUUCUUCUCAGCUUCAGGAUACGGUUCCACAAGAGAAAUCGAGGAGUUCCUCUUCAACCGAAAAUCGACAUGGCAGGUCUGAAAGACGAUGAAUGCAGAAGAAAAUUCCGCCAACGUGUGUCUAUUCAUGUUGGAGUACGGACCAGGAAGAACCUUAGCGAUGCGGAUUCCUUCACAAAGUGCAUCCAGGACGCUGCAAGGGAAACGCUCCCGGUUCUAUUGCCGCGGAAGAAGUUUGCCUUUGCAUCUGCGGAAACAAAAUCCACAUACAAUUCUGUAUGUGUCGCGCGCAGCACUGGUGACUUCAACCAGUAA
Messenger RNA from Necator americanus (New World hookworm), 633 nucleotides. RefSeq lists its product as uncharacterized. The transcript has a single exon. The record is from RefSeq and is a predicted model, not a curated record. Bases 1 to 633 code for a protein of 210 amino acids. Lineage: Eukaryota; Metazoa; Nematoda; Chromadorea; Rhabditida; Ancylostomatidae.